Trypanosoma cruzi is the source of this 861-nucleotide messenger RNA. RefSeq names its product NGG1 interacting factor 3, putative. The record is from RefSeq and is a predicted model, not a curated record. The transcript has a single exon. Gene Ontology annotation, cellular component: cytoplasm; mitochondrion. Bases 1 to 861 code for a protein of 286 amino acids. Lineage: Eukaryota; Euglenozoa; Kinetoplastea; Trypanosomatida; Trypanosomatidae.
AUGGCUUCUCUUAUUAGGCGGGUCAUGGUGGCAAUGGGCGAGAUUGCACCACUGUGGCUUGCUGACCAGUCGUGGGACAAUGUUGGGUUACUUGUGGAGUCGCCGGACAGCAACAACUCGGGUAUUGUCCUCCUCACCGUUGAUCUCACCCCUGAGGUGAUGGAGGAGUGCCUGCGACAUAAUGUUGAGGUGAUUGUCGCAUAUCAUCCGCCCAUCUUCACGGCGUUUAAGCGUCUCACGCUGGCGGAUCCGAAGCAAAAGAUUAUUUUACAGACGGUGCGUCACGGUGCAUCCAUCUACUCGCCGCACACCUCGUUGGAUGCUGCGAAGGGUGGCAUCAACGACUGGCUUGCGUCGAUUGUAGACAGCAGCGGCGCGUGCCGUCCCAUCCAGCCGUGUGAGUGUGUGAAUAGACAUGGCAACGGUGGUUUCGGCGGAAAUGAUAAAGAUGAGUUAUCCGUAGGGAUCGGCCGCCUCGUGGCGCUUCAUCAGCCAAAAACAAUGGCCACUUUGGUGAAUGACAUAAAGACCGGAUUGCGCAUUCCCACUGUUCGUGUGUCGCUCCCGCAUGGGUGGAGCGGCAGCACAUCGGUUCAUUCGGUGGCUAUCUGCGCGGGGAGCGGUUCCAGUGUGUUUCGUAUGAUAAGGGAACACGUGGAUGUCUUGCUGAGUGGGGAGAUGGGGCACCAUGAGGUACUCGCCGCCAACGCCAAGGGGCAGGCCGUCAUUCUGUGCGAACACACCAACACGGAGCGGGGGUACCUGGAGAAGGAGCUGCUCCCAAAGCUGCAGCAAAAGCUUGAGAAGGGCGUGCGUAUCAUUGUUUCCGCGGAGGACAAGGAUCCGCUUGUUGUAUGGUGA